AGCUCUAAAGAAAAAAAAAAGAAGAAAAAGAAAAAGAUAAUUUGAAAUUUGUAUAAGAAACCUGAAAGUGUGUAGAGUAUAUGGUGAGGAUACUUGGGCCAAAUCUGCAGAACAGGUGUGCUCUUCAGAUCUAAUGAGUUAUCCUGUGCUACAGAGAUGGUCUGGCUAGCUGGUUGCUGACUGGAACAUGGACCCAACAGUACCCUACAGUUAAUAAAGCUGAGAAAUUAGAAAUUGCCUGGCUUGACAGGGGAGCAGAUAAUGAAAACACCCUGAACUAUGGUCCUCAAAAGUAAUCAGCCACUGCCCCUUCAUUACUCAGUCCUUUGUUCUUGUUAAUCACGGCUUUCUAUUUGAGCCCUCCUGGUUCCAACAGCUGGGUGGCUCCUCCUGGUUGGACCCAGGCUGCACUCGGCAACCAGCACUGCUUUCUUCCCUGGAGACUAUGAGGCCCAGGGAGGAGGAUGCCACAGUCACAGAGCCUCAGUGCCCUGGAGGGAGAUGAGCCAGGGCAGCUGAGGCCUUAACAGGCCUCUCCCACGGCCCUGGGCUGGGGUGGGCUUGGCCUUGCCUGGCUCCUGGCUAUCUUCCCCACUCUAGCUCUUGCUUAUUCCAUUAGCACUCACCAUUUCCUCCCCACUGUUUUCCUCCAUCUGUUCCCACGGGCUCCAUUACUCAAACUUGGAGGGAGGAAAUCAGGGUUGGACAGAUAACAGACUCCGGCUCUGGUACACUGGGUUCCUGUUAUAUCUGUACAGUCCUCCAAACCAGGUAGGCUUGCAAGGGCUUGGGGUUGGGGAGCAGGCUUCAUCCCCCUGUACGUCCCCGGAGAUCUGAGAAGGCCCCAGCUGCUGGCCUCCCCAGCUGCUGGCACAGCUUCAACAGCAGAGGCCCUAGGGCAGGGAUGUAAACACAGGCAGAAACCCUCCUGCCCCAGGGGUGGGGCGUAAAGCCCACGGCAUCACGGGGCGGGGCGCCUCCCGUCUGGAUGGAGGUGGUAGGCUAGUAGUGCACAAGUUGGAGUCGGUGCACACCCCUAGCUGGGGGUUCUCAUGCACCUCACUUGACCAUCUUGUAUUGCUCUCCUUGCUCACCCCCUCUCCCUAGUCCGUCCUUUCUUCCCUGGGUCCUCCGGGGCUCCUGGACUCUUCUCUGGUUAGUUAGGCUCUGUUCUGACCCCUGCCACCUGUCUUUCUCUCUCCUGCCUUACCCUUUCUCUGUUCGGCUAGUUGCCUGCCAAGGUCUCUCAGGGUUUCUCUACUGGACGUCCCUCCACCCCCUCGCGGCCCCUGCAAACAUCCCCUCCCCCAACCACGCACGCAGCAGUCACGACGCCUCCUGGCGGUGGCCUCGAACCAGCCCCUUGGCUUCUCUUCUCUUUCCUCUUUGGGACCUAGACUGUCCCUGGAUCACUCUAACCACCUGGCUUGGAUCUCCCCUUCCCUGGAAUUCUCCCCUAGGCCAUCGCAGAAUCCGGGUCCGCAGCACUGGCCAUACCUACAUCUUUCCCGAGGUCUCACUGGAAAGCCAGCCCUAACUCGCCAGGGCGCGCGUCUCCCGGUCUCCCCUUCCCGGCCCCGCCCCGACUCCUCCCAGCCCCUGGGGCCCUCCCGCCUCCUCCCCCUCCUGUCCGCCCCUCCAGACUCCAGCGCAGGCUGGGCCGGCAGCUUGAGGACGCACAGCUGCGAGCAGGGAGUUCGGGCAAGGCUUGACCCGAGGACUCCCCUAGAACUGGCGGAAGCCGAACCCAGAGCCCCACUGGUGGCCUUUUCCCUGGGCCGGGUCAUGCGUUGCCGCAAGUGCCAGCUCUGCCUGUCAGCACUGCUCACACUCCUGGGCCUCAAAGUAUACAUCGAGUGGACAUCCGAGUCCUGGCUUAACAAGGCUGAACCCCGGGGUACCCUGCUCAGUCCCACACCACCCAGCACUGAGCCCACUCUGCCCAUCAACCUCUCAGCACGCCUGGGUCAGACUGGCCCACUGUCCUUUGCUUACUGGAACCAGCAGCAGCGGCAUCUGAGAGUCCUGCCCAGUACAGACUGCCAGACUUGGGGGACUAUUGCUGCCUCGGAGAUCUUGGACUUCUUUAUGUACCCCCAGGACCUUCAGCGCUUCUUGCUAUCAGCAGCCUGUAGGAGCUUCCCACUAUGGCUGCCUGCAGGGGGAGGCAACCCAGUGGCCAGCUGCUCUAAUAAGGAUGUCCCCUACCUGCUCCUGGCUGUCAAGUCAGAACCAGGACACUUUGCAGCACGCCAGGCUGUGAGAGAGACCUGGGGCAGUGCAGUCGCUGGGACCCGGUUGCUCUUCCUGCUGGGGUCCCCAUUAGGAAUGGGGGGUCCUGACCUAAGAUCACUGGUGACAUGGGAGAGCCAGCACUAUGGUGACCUGCUGCUCUGGGACUUCCUGGAUGUUCCCUACAACCGGACACUCAAAGACCUGCUGCUGCUGACCUGGCUGAGCCACCACUGCCCCGACGUGAGUUUUGUCCUGCAGGUGCAGGAUGAUGCCUUUGUGCAUAUCCCUGCCCUGCUGGAGCACCUACAAGCACUGCCACCCACCUGGGCCCACAGCCUCUACCUGGGGGAGGUCUUCACGCAGGCCAAGCCGCUCCGCAAGCCUGGAGGACCCUUCUAUGUGCCGAAGACCUUCUUUGAAGGUGACUACCCAGCCUACGCAAGUGGAGGUGGCUAUGUCAUCUCAGGACGCCUGGCGCCCUGGCUGCUGCAGGCAGCAACCCGUGUGGUACCUUUCCCCUUUGAUGACGUCUACACUGGCUUCUGCUUCCGUGCCCUGGGCUUAGUGCCCCGUGCCCAUCCAGGGUUCCUCACAGCCUGGCCAGCAGACCGCACCAGGGACCCCUGCAAAAUACGAGGCCUGCUGUUGGUGCAUCCAGUCAGCCCGCAGGACACCAUUAGGCUCUGGAAACACCUGUGGGGCCCAGAGCUCCAGUGCUGAGCCUGAGACAAGCUAGGUGGGGGUGCUGAGCCAUCUUGUGCCCCUGCUCAACCCUCCCUAGUCAGGAACUGGGUAGCAGACAAGGUGGUGGACUGUGCCCAUUCUUUCUCAUUUUGAAAACUAUGUUCUCCCUACUCUGA
Onychomys torridus (southern grasshopper mouse) is the source of this 3095-nucleotide messenger RNA. RefSeq names its product UDP-GlcNAc:betaGal beta-1,3-N-acetylglucosaminyltransferase 8 (gene B3gnt8). Gene Ontology annotation, molecular function: protein N-acetylglucosaminyltransferase activity. The record is from RefSeq and is a predicted model, not a curated record. The transcript is spliced from 2 exons. Gene Ontology annotation, cellular component: membrane. Lineage: Eukaryota; Metazoa; Chordata; Mammalia; Rodentia; Cricetidae. The coding region runs from base 1786 to 2955 and encodes 389 amino acids.